This is a messenger RNA of Uranotaenia lowii, 1499 nucleotides long. Its product is annotated as ankyrin repeat domain-containing protein 39-like. The record is from RefSeq and is a predicted model, not a curated record. Lineage: Eukaryota; Metazoa; Arthropoda; Insecta; Diptera; Culicidae. Gene Ontology annotation, molecular function: protein binding. The transcript has 3 exons. Bases 373 to 966 code for a protein of 197 amino acids.
CUAUCUCAACAUUUCCGCAGCUCCACGUGACAACUUUUAUCUUCCUCCAGUAUUUUUGAAAACCCUAUAAACUGUGUAAAUCUGCCACCAUUUCAACUGAUCCACACAUGAAAAAAAAGUCAAAACACUGGGUGCUUAUGUUGUGUGAUUAAAUUACCAUUGAACCACAAUACCUAUACGAACCUACUGGAGUUUGCCAACAAAUCUAAUCCAAGCUGUUAUACUUAUUUUUACAUACAUAAAUCAUCAUCGUCGUUGCCGUGUCGUUAAAGCCUGCAAACGCCUGUCGUAGUCCUUCGCCCCCACCCAAAGCCAUCACUCUUACGAACGGUCACGGGAUUACAAACGGAAACUGUAACGGUCAUUCUAAGGAUGCCCCACGACCAGCGGCUCGGCGAUCAUCAUCAUCAUCAUCAUCAGCAACAGGAUCAAGCGCACCAAUGCAACUGCACUAGUACUCCAGCACCCGCCACACAAUCGCUGGACGAGUUGGAGUUCGAGCGGGGUAUCUGGACAGCUGCCAUUGAUAAUGAUACAUCGAAAUUGACAACGCUCAUAGGUAGGGGACAUUUGAAUGAUAGGGACCAGUCUGGCUAUACCGCACUGCACUACGCUGCACGAUGUGGUCACCAGGAAAUUUGUCGGCGAUUGCUGGACAGUGGUAUCGGUGUUGACGAACAAACGCAUGGAGGGGCAACGGCACUGCAUAGGGCCGCUAUGAUGGGUCACUCGAAAAUAGUCAAACUUCUUUUGGAACGCAAAUCGAACCCGCUGCUCCAGGAUAGUGAUGGUAAAACUGCGCUCCAUCGUGCCGUCGAACGUGGUCAUCUGGAAACGUGUCAAAUAUUGCUGGAAAACCACCGGGCAGCUGCCACUAUCCGAGAUAACAAGGGGAAUACUCCGCUAGAACUGAUCAGUGUCACCUCACCCCACAAACAGCAGUUUGAUAAAUUAUUCAGCGUUUGAUACACAAAUAAAAAGCCGUUUGAAGAGUUCGCUUCUCUGUUGUAAGCACAACUUUAAUCGAUGUACAUUUUCUUAAGUUUUGAACAACAUGAAGCACGUGUUUGAGCUUCCGCUCUAUCCCGGCUCCCGCGCAUUGGAAGCACUUUACUGCUGUAGCAACAAAAUAAUAACUAGCGAUUUGUGAUAGUUGCUCAGAAGGUAUUGCAUUAGUAAAGCAGAAACAAACAAAAAAUCACCGGCAUCGUACAGAAUUUUAGAAAUCAUCGAUGUUAUUAUCACCCUCAUGUUUUGCAUAGUUUUAUGAUAUCCGGACCUAUUUCCUCGAAAAAGUAAAUAUCCUAUAUUUUAAAGUGUUUUAUAAAGUGAUUAUUUUAGAAGGAUGUUUCACGGUCACAGAGUUUGUUGCAAAAACCCUUUGUACUGUUGAGAGAUGAAAAAAAAGCAAAAAUAGGCAAGUCAGUGUGUUUAGUUUGCACACGUUUUCUUGUAGUUAUUAGAUAUGUUGAUGUGGAAUAAAUGUGUAUCUAAAGUGA